Colletotrichum graminicola M1.001 is the source of this 1587-nucleotide messenger RNA. RefSeq names its product prostacyclin synthase. Gene Ontology annotation, molecular function: iron ion binding; monooxygenase activity; oxidoreductase activity, acting on paired donors, with incorporation or reduction of molecular oxygen. The transcript has 3 exons. The record is from RefSeq and is a predicted model, not a curated record. NCBI's taxonomy places the organism in Eukaryota, Fungi, Ascomycota, Sordariomycetes, Glomerellales, Glomerellaceae. The coding region runs from base 1 to 1587 and encodes 528 amino acids.
AUGCUCUCCUACCCAGGCUGGUGGACAUAUCUCUUACCGGGAUGGUUCAGCUUCAUUGCUCUUCUUGUCGUUAUAGUAUCAGACCUACUCAGACGGCAUCUUAAUGAUCCAAGGCAGUCUCAAGUGCGAGAACCACCGAGUCUUCCACAUCGAGUUCCAUUCAUUGGGCACGUAAUCGGCAUUCUUACUAAGCAAGUCGGACAUUUUCAGGAUGUUGGUAUCAAGACUGCAGUCUCUGCAGUAAGCUUGCCGGUUCUAAGCGGCAAGAUGUAUGUAAUCUUCGAACCCUCUUUGAUGCAGCAUGCGCUGCGGUCCCCAUCUUUGUCGUUUGAGCCAUUGAUGAUCCAACAUGCCCAAGGGCUGCUCGGAGUCAAUGCGAAGACCAUGUCUGCUGUACACUCUGGGUUACUGGGUGACCUGCUGCGGGCAACGAAACCAGCGUUCGCUGGCGAGCAACUCGAGAUACAUAACCUCACUGCCUUGAAUUACUACGCAAGUGUGAUCAACAAUAUUCGACCUGGAAAGACUCUACAGCUGGUCAACCUCUACUCCUGGUUGCAACGUAUCGUCACAGUGGCCUCGGCAGAAGCAUUAUAUGGUACUAGGAACCCGAUAACAGCAGGCUCGACCCUCGUAGAUGAUGUUUGGACACUUGAAGGGGGUGUGCAAAAACUUACAUUCAGCGUUCUCCCAUCGAUUACAUCAAGUGGCCCGUAUAAUGCCCGCGAACGACUGGUAGAGGCACUUGCACCGUUGUUCGAUCUUGCCACGAUAGAUUCUCUACCGUUUGUAUCAAGGUGUAGGGCGGGGGUGAUUCGAGCGCAUGGAAUCACAAGUCCGGAAGACAUUGCCCGCUGCGAGCUGGCGAUGCUCCACGUUGCCACGGUGAAUACCGUGCCGAUUCUGUUUUGGCUGGUUGUCAACAUCUUCUCGCAGCCAAAUCUUCUCAAAGCGCUGCGCUUGGAGUGCUCACUUCUAAUGAAGAGAGAGUCCACCAGUUGCCAGGGGGAAGCGGGGGUAUCUGAAAUCAAUAUUAGCAUCAGCUCACUGCAAGACUCAUGUCCUUUGUUAAAGGCCUGCUUUCAGGAAUGUCUGCGCAUUUACGGUCAAGCACUGCAUAGCCGCCGAGUCCACAGCGAUACGGUGUUUACAGACACCCAAGGCCAAGAAUAUCUCUUCAAAAAGGGCGUAGACGUGAUGAUGCCUAGUGGAGUUUCGCAUACCACGCCUCGCGCCUGGGGCCCCAAUGCUGAAGAGUUUCAUGCGGCGCGCUUCAUGAACUGGCCGCAGAAUGCAAGCCGUGAACAACGCGCUGCAUAUAUGCCCUUUGGAGGCGGCAAGCACCUGUGUCCUGGCCGGAAUUUUGCGACAGCCGAGAUCCUCGGAUUUAUGGCAGCACUUUGCUUGGGGACCGAUGUCCAGGGGCCUGAUCGAUCAGAAACAACACUCAUGGUUCCAGGAUCCAGCCCAGCAGUGCUUGGCCAGGCGAUAUCGAAGCCUAUAGAUUUUGCGAAAGGUGAAGGCCUGGGGGUUAAGAUACGUAAAAGGGAGGAGUUUGAGUACGUCAAAUGGCGUUUUCAAGGCUGA